Messenger RNA from Seminavis robusta, 1287 nucleotides. Lineage: Eukaryota; Bacillariophyta; Bacillariophyceae; Naviculales; Naviculaceae. The record is from the annotation of a GenBank genome assembly.
AUGGAGGUCGCAACACAGCAGAAUAGCAGGAAACGCAAACCAGAAUGCGAGGAUAGAGACUUCUCCUUAACUCAGUCAGACAUUGAGCAAGAGCAUUUUGGCAUUCUCGUUGAAAACAAGAGAGCACCUGAACACUUGAUCCCAAAACUUCGGGAUAUCGUGAGUGAUAGUGAGCUUAAAUCUUUUGCUGAUAAUCAUGCUACAUUGAACAAGCCUUCUCUUAAGCAUGAAAUUGCAUGGUGGAAAGAGGAGCUGGAGAGUGCAACUACUCCCCAGGAAAGGAAGAAAGCAGAAAAUGAACUCUACAACAAGCAGUGGUCACUGGAACAUAGACUUCUCCUUGCUCGAGAGGAAAGGUGUCUUGAGCACCCUAUGCUAAUUGAGUUUUUUGCCUUUUUGCAAAAAAGGAAGUUUCCGUGGCAAUGGGAUGUUGGUAUUUUUGUUGGUGUGAAUGAAUUCAGAAUCAUAAAUGUAGAGGAAGACUAUAUCAAGAAACUACUCACUAAAGAAGCCAUGAACUCCCGGAAAUACAGAAGUGGUGCUCAAAUCCAACCAAGCAAUUCUGAUUUCAUUGUUGACAUGGAGGAGACCAGCUAUAGCCACAUCAUGAAAUCCUCUGUUGGACGCAAAUUCAUCCUCAUUGAGCAGAGUGGUCGGAAAACAAGCAUAUCCUACCGAUGGGCAAAGAUUCAGGUUCCAAAAGAUGUGGUAAAAGAGGCAGAGAAAACACCAGGCAAACCCAUUUUAUUACCUGCCUGCAGCCAUGCUGUGGUGGAGGGUAACAACAAUAUACCAUCAGUUGGCCAUGUUGCAGAAGCUGAAACUUUUGUGGGCUUGGUCACCAAGGACAAGUCGAUUUAUGGGAUGCAAAAGAAAAAACAGAAGGCCCAAUUCAAGAAGCUUCUUCACGAUACUUUGCUGGGAUGGAAGAAGAAUGCCAAAGGUGACCCGAAAUUUUCAUCUGUGAAAAUAAGAAGUCAAAUCAAGAAUUACGAUCCACUCCAAAACAAUGAUGACAAGUCAAAGAAUCCUAUUGUGGCUGAGAUUUGGGGCAAACGUCACAACAUCAGAAAGAAAGGAAAGGUAGAGAAUGUGGCACUUAACCACAUUGUUUGUUUUGUGGGAGACCUUGUUUAUGACCCAAACUGGAAAGAGGCUUUACCACUCAGCCAAGAAUCCCUGAACUGCAUUUGCAAAGCUCUUUCCCCAGAUGGAAGGAACUUCACUGCUGCAAGUUAUGGUGGAACCUUUUGGCACUGGGAAAUUGAUUUGUGUUUGGCAGUGUGA